CACCACAGUGUUUUAUCAGUUCCAAAGCUCGACAAAUGGGGAAUAAAAUUGCGACAUUCAGUGAGGAUCAGCUGGAGGACUACCAAGACUGCACCUUCUUCACACGCAAGGAAAUCCUGAGAAUAUUCAAAAAAUUCCGGGAAAUCGGAGAGCCGGGGGCUGUUCCCCGCAGAAUGUCCCCAGAUGAUGCCUCAAAUCUUCGGAUUCCACUCUCGUGUCUCGAAAAAAUUCCAGAAUUACGAGAAAAUCCAUUCAGGGAGAGAAUAUCCGAGGUAUUCACCAGCCCAAACGAGCACAACUCCGUGGAAGAGGGUAUCUGCUUCGAGGAGUUCCUGGAGAUGAUGUCUGUAUUCUCGGAGCAAGCCCCACGUGAUUUGAAAGUUUUUUACGCCUUCAAGAUUUAUGACUUCGACGAUGAUGGAGUCGUAGGGAUGUCAGACCUCGAGAGAACCUGUCGCCAGUUGGUACAGGAUGGUCUGACAACCGAAGAAAUAGCUACGAUCUGCAAGAAAGUUCUCGAGGAAAGCGAUAUCGAUGGAGAUGGUGCAUUAUCUUAUCUCGAAUUCGAACACGUCGUCACCAGAGCCUCGGACUUCCUGGCAACAUUCCACAUUCGCAUCUAG
This is a messenger RNA of Fopius arisanus, 623 nucleotides long. RefSeq names its product Calcium and integrin binding family member 2 (gene Cib2). The coding region runs from base 36 to 623 and encodes 195 amino acids. The transcript is spliced from 4 exons. Lineage: Eukaryota; Metazoa; Arthropoda; Insecta; Hymenoptera; Braconidae. Gene Ontology annotation, biological process: calcium ion homeostasis. Gene Ontology annotation, molecular function: magnesium ion binding; calcium ion binding. The record is from RefSeq and is a predicted model, not a curated record.